Aaosphaeria arxii CBS 175.79 is the source of this 1824-nucleotide messenger RNA. Its product is annotated as cytochrome P450. The transcript has 2 exons. NCBI's taxonomy places the organism in Eukaryota, Fungi, Ascomycota, Dothideomycetes, Pleosporales. The record is from RefSeq and is a predicted model, not a curated record. The coding region runs from base 145 to 1602 and encodes 485 amino acids. Gene Ontology annotation, molecular function: oxidoreductase activity, acting on paired donors, with incorporation or reduction of molecular oxygen; iron ion binding; heme binding.
CCUAUAUCAAGCGUUGCGAAUAUACCUGAACUGAACCGCACAUCGAACCAUCCAGACAUCAAUCCAGCGCUUUGAAAAACCACCCCUCGUUCCUUAGACUCGACAUCCCCAGGCCUCUAUCAAACCACCAUCACAACCUCAAAAAUGGACAUUAACACCACAACCCUCACCCUCCUCCUCACCAUCCUCCUCCUCCCCAUCCCAACCUACCUCAUCUACACUCGCCUCCUCCACCCACUCUACCUCUCCCCCCUCCGCCGUAUCCCCCUCCUCUCCCCUCCGCUCUCCCACCCCGUCCCCCUCCCAGCAAUCCACGCCGCGCACGCCCAUCACGGCCCCAUCGUCCGCCUCACCCCCACCACCCUCUCCCUCUCUUCCCUCUCCGCCGCGCGAACCAUCUACAUAACCCGCGGCGGGUUCCCCAAGCCCCGAUGGUGGGUCGACCAGUUCAUAACGUACGGGGUCGCGAACAUGGUUUCCAUGUCCGGCGGGGCGCGCGACAAGGCGCAUGCGGAGCGGAAGAGGAGCCAUGGGGCCGUGUAUGCGAAGAGUUUCCUCUUCGGGCCCGGCGCAGCGGGCGUUGAACGGAUUGCGGGGAGGGUGUUGGCGAGGGUGAGGGGGGUGUUGGAUGAGGUUGUCAAGCGAGAGGACGGAGGAGGGAAGAUGGAUGUGUAUUGUUUUAAUGGGGCGGCGAGUGCGGAGUUUGCGAUUGGGUAUAUUUAUGGGGAUGGGUUUGGAGGGGGUGGGAAGGGGGAGACGGAUUUUGUGGGGGACAAGGGGAGGAGGGAGGAGUAUUAUGGGAAUCAUGGGAGGUGGUUGAAGGGGGAGGAGGGGGCUGCGGAGGCGGAGAAGUGGAUGGAGGGGUUUGGGACGAUGUUGAGGGAGGGGACGGAGAGGGGGGUUGAGGAUGGGAGGAGUGAGGGUGGAGUCGUGUUUCGUCAGUUGAGGUCGAAGGGGAUUCGUGACGAUGACUUGUCGAGUGAAUUACUGGAUCACUUCGUGGCGAGCGCGGAGGCGACAAGGACGACGUUGACGUAUCUUGAAUGGGAGGUCUCGAAGCGGCCGUCUUUGCGGGAACGUCUUACGGAGGAAUUACGCUCACUGUCAAGGAGGGAAGAUACAGACGUUCCGGAUUUCAAGCAGCUCGAUGCGCUGCCCCUUCUCGACGCCAUCUUGACGGAGACGCUGCGUGUCUACACGCCCACGCCAGGCCCGCAACAUCGCAUCACGCCUCCCGAGGGUGCAAUGCUCGAAGGUUACUUCAUCCCCGGUGGCGUGGAAGUCAGUGUCAGUCUGUCCGUGCUACACAAGAAUCCGGAGGUCUUCACUCGUCCGGACGUCUGGGAUCCAGACCGAUGGCUGGUGGACGACGAGGAGAAGAUUGCGGAGAUGAGGAAUUGGUUCUGGGCUUUCAGUAAGGGGAGUCGGAUUUGCAUUGGGAAGGAUUUUGCACUGAUAGUGUUGAAAUUUAUCAUCGACGCGAUAUAUUCAAGAUACGAGACCGAGAUCGUCGAAGAUGACAAUAUGCAGCAAGAGGACCGAUUCCUGGCGGGUCCUGUCAGUGAGAAGUUGGUGCUCAAGUUCAAGCAUUUGCGCCGAUGAGAGAUCCAUUCGGAGGCUUUGAAACAGGUUUUUUUAUGUUCAUGGUGUCAUGAUAUGUAUGUAAGUAGCCACAGGAAAAGAUCCGAUGUACUCUCUGGUCCUGUUGUUGAAUGGACAGGGUUGUGUGGAGUAACAAUCUACAUGUCGGAUGGAUGUAUCUAUGUACGUCGCGGUAUAUACUUCGCUCACGUCCGAACUCACACCAGUUUAUACCAUCUCCUC